Dreissena polymorpha is the source of this 3476-nucleotide messenger RNA. Its product is annotated as hyaluronan-binding protein 2-like. The record is from RefSeq and is a predicted model, not a curated record. Bases 1973 to 3319 code for a protein of 448 amino acids. Gene Ontology annotation, biological process: Notch signaling pathway; heterophilic cell-cell adhesion; establishment or maintenance of epithelial cell apical/basal polarity. NCBI's taxonomy places the organism in Eukaryota, Metazoa, Mollusca, Bivalvia, Myida, Dreissenidae. The transcript has 19 exons. Gene Ontology annotation, molecular function: calcium ion binding; Notch binding. Gene Ontology annotation, cellular component: plasma membrane; protein-containing complex.
UUUCAGCUUGUGCUUUAUCGUCACAUGAUCAUCUAACGCCCGACCUGCUCGAGAUGGUAAAACGCGGGAAAGAAAAAAACAUGAAUUCAAAGAUCGAUAUUAACAUUGUUCUUGUGACAUUCACGGACACGUUUAGAGGGUCCACAUGAUCAUCGUUGUCCAACUGGGUGCCCAUGACCUCCUCUCAUUCUGCAGUGACAUCCUCUUGUAAAGCGACCCGUUCUUCACAAGUUGCUGCCUGGUGAUGCUGCUGCUGAUGAUAACAGCCAAAUGCUGCUGCAGUUUGUGCCUGGUGAUGAUGCUGCUGAUGAUGACAUAUACACUGCUGCUGCAGUUGGUGUCAGGUGGUGAUGCUGCUGAUGAUGACAGGCAAAUUCUGCUGCUGCAGUGAAUGCCUGAUGAUGGUGCUGUAUUAUACAUGUUCAUACCUACGCAAUUGCAAACUUAAAAUUUGACCAUAAAAUAACUUUAACUGGAGUAUCAUUCAAUGUCUGGUAAAUAAUGCAAGAAAGAUUUUUAGACUUUUAAUUUUUGAUUUAGACUUUAAAUCUGUUAUUUAAUAGGAAAUCAUUUAAAUUUGUUCAUGAUACAUGGGUUAUUGCCAUAACGGUCUGAGUGUUGAAAAGAAUUGCAGUAAAAAUAUUGUUGACAUUUGUUAUGUUGAUGAAGAGACUUUAAAUGAUUAGUUUAAAAAUAUUUAUUUUAGCUUGAUUGCAUUGAAAGCCUCAGGCUUAUUAAAAGGCUCUAAGAGUUUGUUUCCUGGGCCUAGAACCAGUACUUGGUGUCUUUUGGGGGAGAUUUAAAGAACGCUCCAACAGUGGGGAUUGAACCCAUGAUUCCCGGCCACUAGGCGGACACUAUAUCUAUUACACCACGGCGACUGUCUUAUUUGCUGUUUUAGGGACAUAAUGUAUGACCUAUUAUUUCAGGUGUCGUUUUGUAAUAUCCAUGUUCACAUGUUUAGAUGUUUGAUUCAGAAAUGCAGCUGACAAGUUGAAUUGAUUGAACAUGAUCCUGUCUCACCAAGACCAGUAGCUGUGAGCUGAGCCUGAUCCUGUCUCACCAAGACCAGUAGCUGUGAGCUGAGCCUGAUCCUGUCCCACCAAGACCAGUAGCUGUGAGCUGAGCCUGAUCCUGUCUCACCAAGACCAGUAGCUGUGAGCUGAGCCUGAUCCUGUCUCACCAAGACCAGUAGCUGUGAGCUGAGCCUGAUCAUCUUGUGCACGUUCUCAUGUAGAAAGAAAGCUACCAUGAGAUUGCUGAUUUGGACAUUUUGAGAUAAUUCAUUAGGAUUGAAGCUCUCUUUGAUGUCCAUUAUUUGAAAAAUUAUGAGCUUUAUGGUUCCACGGCGCUACAACAGCGGCGAGUAUGGCGGCGGUGGGGCCGGAUACGUCGGCGGCGGCGGUGGGUAUGGCACGUGGGGCGGCCACAAGUCCACCAGCUACGAUUAUACAGACGCUGCUGGUCUCCAAAACAACAGCUCAACGCAUUCCUUGAAUUCCGCAAAGUCGUCGCGCGCGAGGAAGGCAAGCACAUGCGGGCUUAUCAUACUGCUGAUAUUGGGAGCGCUGCUGCUAGCGUUCGGAAUUGGGCUCCUCGUGUACUACCUUUUACACGCAUCUGCUGACGCUGCCAGAUAUCACACGUCAACUGCCCCCACCGACGUCACGUUACACAACGUGCCGUAUCAUCACAACAUGGCGAACAUGUCGUCGAAGGAGUUCUUGAACGUAGCCAACCCCUUCUGUGAACAGACCAACCAAGGAACCCAUUGUGUGCGAAUGUGCAGGCAUUUAUAAUAAAACAGGGCUAAAGGAAUACAUAGCAGAAGGGGCGGUGAAAUUUCGACCUGCAGUUUCGUGGUGAACACAAGGGCCUGUCCUUCGACAUCCCAACCAUCCUGAAGGCCAACACCAUAAGGACAGAUGGAGCAGGUUACCAGGCCUUGUUCCUUGACAAAAUUCUUGUGGGAAUGGAGCCGAAAAAUACUGGAAUACUCACCCCCAUUCCUGAGAAACCAGUUGGUGUUGUAGCAAACCUGACGGUGUGGGUGUACACCCUCUCCUACUCGGGGAUCCUCAGGGACCGCAACUCUAGGGCUUUCCUGGACCUCGCAAACCCAUUCUGUGAAGACAUUGGGCGAAUCAUUCUUGAAAGCUACCUCCGAGAUCGAUAUGUCAGCUGUGAGGUGUUUGGUUUCGGUGCGAUGCCCGAUGUUGCCAUAGCCCAUGUUCGGUUUGCUGGAGACUCGACAAAGGAACUCGAACUCUAUCUCGCGAGACUCAUUAUGGAUCGUGCACGAAAUGUCACAGUGGAGGGUCGGCGUCCCAAGAUGCUUGGCACGCUUCUGAUCACCCCCGCAGACGGGGAUGGCAAGAUAACCGUGCUGCCGAUAUCCGUGAACCCGACCAUAAUGUCAACACCGACGACACCUUCUGACAUUGACGAGUGCCUGGAACUCGGCAUCUGUAAGAACGGAGGAACCUGUAUCAACACCCAGGGAUCCUUCUUGUGUAACUGCCCCCCAGAAUGGACCGGAAAGUUUUGCGAAAUCGAUGUGAAUGAAUGUCUAACGGGCCUGUCUCGGUGUGAGAACGGCGGUACAUGCGUGAACGAGAUUGGCGGCUACAAGUGCCUGUGUCCCCCGGGAUUUACUGGACCCUUCUGUUCAGCUGACAUCAAUGAAUGCAGUCUGAACCCGUGUCUCAAUGGUGCUACAUGUAUCAACAACCUUGCAUCUUUUGUGUGCGUCUGUCUUCCGGAUUACACUGGACGCCUAUGCGAGAUUGGUAUCUUUACGGCCUCCAAGCUGUCUUUCCCAACACUGAAUCUCACCUACACCCCAGACCUUGCCUCCAAUAAAUCCCUCAAGUUCCAGAGAAUUUCUUCACUCUUCUGUAAAGAUAUAAAUCAGUUGAUGGCCACCCACAGAUCUCGUUUCCCUGACUACCAAGACUGUGUUAUCAACUCUUUCAAGGACAACCCGACGCGCAUGGAGUGGGAGCUGAAAUUCAAGGGCAAAGUUCCAGCCGGUACGGAGGAGAACGCCAAGACCCUGAUAAUGGAGUCAUUCCAACGCCAGAUCUAUGGGGACUACCUGGGCAUUUUGAUAGGGGACAUACUCUUCUAUCUGGACGACUAUAAGUCCACGAAAAUAAGGCUGGAUAAACCGCUGCUCAACUUCACGUCAUUGCCUGCGUUCCAAAAUAAUAGAAGCUUGGAGUAUCAGACGGCUGAAGAACUUCUGUGCGCUGAUGUCGAUAGAAUUAUAAAGAAUCACCCAGAUAAAUUCCAGAACUAUGUUGACUGUAAACUGUAAUUGUUUACCAACGGCACCGAGCCUCGCGUGAACUACGAGAUCACAUUCGAGGGCGAGAAAAACCCCGCACAACUUCUCGAGGAAUACAACAACAUUCUGCUUAAGGAGCUGCCCAAGGAACGCUAUGACCGUUGGCUUGGUUACCGACUCGGAGACC